AUGGCUGUCGAAUCCUUACUGUUGGUUGUGGAGAGGCGCACUGUGAUUGCUUAUCCCUUAAAUCCAACAGCUGCGCCAAACGAAACUAAUAAGGAAUCAUCAUCAAAUGUAUCAUCCGAGUCGCCAGAAAAAUCAAUGCAGCAAGAAGAAUUCGAAAGAAGCAACAAAAAGAAUCAAGGUACCAAUUCAUCUGAACAAACUGAUAAAGCAUUCCAGUUGAAGCCUGUUGUGGAUAAGGUUUGUAGAAGAUCAAGCUUUUAG
Gongylonema pulchrum is the source of this 261-nucleotide messenger RNA. Lineage: Eukaryota; Metazoa; Nematoda; Chromadorea; Rhabditida; Gongylonematidae. The record is from the annotation of a GenBank genome assembly.